This is a messenger RNA of Cyclocybe aegerita, 3114 nucleotides long. NCBI's taxonomy places the organism in Eukaryota, Fungi, Basidiomycota, Agaricomycetes, Agaricales, Hemipholiotaceae. The record is from the annotation of a GenBank genome assembly.
AUGUCCUCCCAUGCCCUCCUCCUCCGCCUCUUCCUCUCUUCCUCCUUCUUUUCCGUCCAUGUCGCCCUCAAGUACCUCCUCAUAUACUCGGACAACAUAGGUAUUACAUACUACCUCACCCGGCGACUCAAGGCUUUGGAUGUGCACGAGCUGCGUGAUGUGUGGGGGUUUGUCUGCCACCUCUUAGUGACAAGACCGACGAAAUCUCGCGCAUUGGAAUGCUUCGUGAUCGACACCGCGCAGCGUUCCACACACAUCGCCUUAAUUACCCUAUGGUUUAUGCAAGCUGCUCUGAACGAUCUUGCUCUACAUCGCGAAUCCCAGUCCUUCGCUAUAUGCCAACGUGUUUCGCACCGAUGCCAUGAAAUAAUCUUCGGAGAUCAACUUCUGCCCUCAUCCUCACCAUACGCCGGAUUUACCCUGCCAGCGUCUAUGCGUCGCCGGAAGAUACGACACCAUGCGGAACCUGUACUUAUUGGCAUAGGGGUUAUGCUGGCUGGCAUUCCGGCCAUGCCGCUGCUCGCAGAGAUAACCGGUCAGAUCGCCAUUGAACAAGGACGGAUGGAAGAAGAGGGAGAUACCUACAGGAGCCUGGAGGUGGAAGCGGGAGACCCCCCAUACAGCGCUUCUACCAGCAUUUCAACUCCUGAAGAUGCAGCUCAGGAUAGCUCCGAAAGUCUCGAGGACUUCUCAAUCCAAAUGCCAGACAAGCCUCCAGAAUUAGCCCAACCUGAACAAUCUGGUCUCCUAGAUCGUCGGCGUACAUUUGGGGCCCAGACACUUCCCGCUCUACCUCUCCAUCUUCAGACACGAAAACCCCGGUUAUCCCUCGACCCUUUGGGCCAACUUGACGCCGACAACACCUCUACCACCACCCCCGCCAUGCCCUUCCAAUCAUCACCUUCCCUAGCGUCAGCACGCACACCGUCACGCUCCGCUGCGGUCAACAAGGCUGAUCUGCUACUCGAGAAAUAUGACGCGAGCUCGCAGGUUCAUCUACUGCGAGGGCAUUAUUAUCUAUCCGAGGUUCAAUUUUUGCUCAGUCUUGAGAAUAUCUGCAACCGCUUGGUGAUUGUUCCCAAACCUGCCCGUGUGUCUGCCCUGCGAGCAGAGUUGACUGCUCUUAACCACAAGCUUCCCGCCGAAGUUUGCAUGCCUAUGUGGUGCACGUCCUCCGACAGCACAGAGACCGCCAACGGAAUUCCUAGACCACAUCAUCGAAUCAUACGUGUCCCCCCCGGAGAAGCUGUCGUGUUGAACUCGGCCGAACGCGCCCCAUAUCUGCUUCUUCUGGAGAUCCUCAACGACGACCUUGAUUUCGAUCCUGCCAAACGAUCGAACAAAGAAGUGCUGAGGAAACUAGUCACUAAGGAAGUUGAGCAGCGAGGAACAUGGUCAGCUUUUGGCCUGUUUUCAGGCUCCAGCAGUAAACCUACAGGCGAUCCAGAUACAGGUCUCCGAACUGCCUUCACUGCUACUACGUCAUUUUUCCCAGGCGGCCCUCUAACUGCUACUUCGUCGACGACGACAUUCUCCAAUGAGGAUGAAGAGAUCGAUCUCGUCGAACAGCUAUACGGCGAGGAUCAGCCUCUGCGGUCAAAAAUGCUCGAUAUCGAGGAAUCCAUUGUACUACCACCCACGCCCAAAAACAGAGACCUCGAUAUAGCAGCUUGGGCUCGUUCAUCACCUCUUAUCCCUUCCGAAGACUCAAGGGGCGGCUUACAAACCCCUAUGUCCGCAUACCUCAAAGCCCCAUCAAUAAGUCGGUCGUCUUCGCUGUCGGCGUCACAUUCGCAGACGUCGUUCCAGGAAAAUGAAAUUCGGGUUAUUUCAUUGGACGAAUACUCAGACAGGAUGCGCACGGCGGCUAUCAUGUUGGCACAGCUUAAUGCAGAUCAAGGCCGUGAUUCCUCGCCACAUGCCGUUCAGAAACCUAACGGCUCACCACGUCCAGACAGUUCAGGUAGAGGUCGGAGAUCGACGGAAAUGCCUCAGCCACUGCACACACGCCUAAAGCUCCCUCGUGCCGAGGCUGCAGCGAUUCGUGACCGCAUCAUGAAAGAGAUGCUUGCACUGGAGGAAGAGCGGAUGGAACGGAUGAGGGGGAGCGAGGGCGAGGCCAUGAUGCGCAGCAGCGUUGUCAGUGGCAGUAUGAAGUCAGCUGAAGACGAAGGUAUUAUUCGGCGUGAACUCAACAAAGUUGAUCCGUCAGCGGUGGUGUUCAGUGAGUCGUGGUCUGCGAAGAAGAACCGAAUACGGCAAGGUUCGCCUUACGGACAUCUAGCGAACUGGGAUUGCGUGUCAGUGAUUGUCAAGACUGGCGGGGAUCUGCGGCAGGAGCAGCUGGCGGUUCAACUCAUUCGGGAGUUUGCUGGCAUCUGGGCAGAGGAGAAAUGCGCUUGUUGGGUCAAAUACUUCCGUAUUCUCAUCACUGGGGGGAGUUCUGGGUUGAUCGAAACCAUCACAGACGCUGUGUCAAUACAUUCAAUCAAGAAGGCAGAGUACGCAAAGAGACUAGCGAAAGGUCAACUUGGACAUGUCACCCUCCUGGACCAUUUCGUAUCUACAUAUGGAGAAUCAUCGUCGGCUAAGUUCGUACGAGCGCAGAACAAUUUUGCAAAAUCGCUAGCUGGGUACUCCAUCGUGACAUACUUGCUACAAGUCAAAGACCGGCACAACGGGAACAUCCUCAUUGACCGCGACGGUCACUUAAUCCACAUUGACUUUGGGUUCAUCCUGAGCAACACGCCUGGUAACAUCGGCUUCGAGGCUGCACCGUUCAAACUCCCAGUGGAGUAUGUAGAAGUCCUUGGAGGCAUCGAUGGUCCCGCUUUUUUCAAGUUCAAGCAACUGUUCCGAGAGGGCUUUGAGGCUGCCCGGAAACACUGCGACCGAAUAAUCACCCUGGUCGAGCUGAUGCAAAAAGACUCAACACUGCCUUGCUUCGCUCUCUCCGGCGACCAAACAGCAAACCAGCUCCGCGAUAGGUUCCAACCCACCUUGACGCAUGCACUCAUUGGCGACUAUAUUAACCGCCUCGUCGACACUUCGGUAGGCUCGCAUUGGACUAGACUCUACGAUUCGUAUCAAUAUUAUUCCCAGUCUAUACUAUAA